Messenger RNA from Rhodofomes roseus, 1710 nucleotides. RefSeq names its product GMC oxidoreductase. The transcript has 18 exons. The record is from RefSeq and is a predicted model, not a curated record. Bases 1 to 1710 code for a protein of 569 amino acids. Gene Ontology annotation, molecular function: flavin adenine dinucleotide binding; oxidoreductase activity, acting on CH-OH group of donors. Lineage: Eukaryota; Fungi; Basidiomycota; Agaricomycetes; Polyporales; Fomitopsidaceae.
AUGCAGAACAGGCUCGCUACCAUCGGCGAUGUUGCCGGAAAGCACUUUGAUUUUGUUGUCAUUGGUGGUGGUACGGCCGGACUGACCCUCGCUAGUCGAUUGACAGAAAAUCCUCGAGUUUCAGUUGUCGUCCUUGAGGCCGGGGACGCACAUUUUGAGGACUCUAAAAUCCUGACACCCGAUGGGUUCAUGCGACAGCUGAGGCAACCGGAGUACGAUUGGGCAUUCUGGACUGUCCCGCAGAAACACUCCGGAGAUAAAGUCAUCUCAUGGAGCAGGGGCAAGGGUUUGGGAGGCAGUUCAGCGAUGAACUUUCUCAUGUGGACGACGCCGCAGCGCGAAGACAUUGACGGAUUCGAGAAGUUGGGGAACACGGGCUGGAAGUGGGAAAUGCUCGCCACAUAUAUGAAGAAAAUCGAGAGGUCACCAUCUGGUCUAGGUCUGAUACCAGUAGGGUAUGCACAUACACCAUCUGGAGCUGAGCUGCCAUUUCAGCAGAGCAUGAAUGCCAAUGGAAUACCCAUUGCUUCUGUUGAUGAUACAACCUGUGGGAGCUGGAUGUCUCCAUCAAGUAUUGAACCAGAAACUGGUUGUCGUGUUGAUGCAACAACUGCAUAUCUACUUCCAGCAUUGCAGAGACCUAAUCUCCAUGUCUUGACUGGAGCAUAUGUGACAAAGCUUCUCACAUCUGAUGGCACCAGGCUCACAGCAAUGGGUGCUGAGUUUGUGUACAAUUCUCUCCUACACAAUGUUUAUGUAGACAAGGAGAUCAUUUUGUCUGCUGGGGCUGUGAAAUCCCCACAAAUCUUGGAGCUCAGUGGAAUAGGCAACUGCAAAUUAUUGAGAUCUCUUGGAAUACCUGUGAAGAUGGACCUCCCAGCUGUAGGGGGAAGCCUCAGAGACAAAGUCACAGUAUCCAUUGUGUUGGAGAUGAAGGAAGGACAUGACAUUUUCAGCUUCAACUUGAUGGCCAAUCCUGAGUUCCAUUCAAGGCUGAAUGAGGUCUAUCCCAAUGCAACUGGCAAAUUCUCUAGUGUUGUCUCUGGGAUGACUUUCAUUCCUACACAGGCACUUCCAGAGGGCACUCAGGCCUCAAUUUUCAGCACUGCAGAGACAUUUGUCCAGAAUGCCAAGCAACAUGGCUUGUACACCAAAGUGCAUGAGCUCCUGAUGGAUCAUCUAGGGAAUAGCAAAGUUCCAGACUUUGAGGUCAUUGUGACACCUUUUGUACCUGGAGCACCUAAUCCUAAGAAAGCCUACAUUGCUCUUGUAAUCUGCCUGAGCCAUCCAUUCUCUAGUGGAGAUACUCAUAUUCAGUCUGCAGACCCUCAGAUAGCACCACUCAUUGAUCCUUGUGUCUUUGAGUGUGCUAUAGACCUGAAUAUACUUGUUGAGGCUUUCAAGUUUACUAGAAAGGUCAUACAGACAGCACCCUUUUGUGACUUGGUGUCGAAGGAGAUAAGACCUGGGCCAGAGGUCCAAUCUGAUAAUGAGAUCAAGGCUGCCAUCCAAGGCAAUAUUGCAACUAUAUGGCACAGUUCCGGUACUGUAUCAAUGAUGCCUAAGGAGAUUGGUGGUGUGGUAGAUACCAAGCUGAAAGUCUAUGGCACUACAAAUGUCCGCGUGGUUGACAUGUCUAUUGUUCCAUUGCCUAUUGGCACUCAUACUCAGUGUAUGUUGAUCUCAAUAUCCCAUUGGUAUGAACUUUGA